CAUGGGCUUUUUGUUUUCAUUUGUGUUUGGCUAUCUAUGAUUCUCAGAAUCAGUUUAAGAAUUGGUUGAUUCUGAAGAAUUCUAAACAAUGGAAAAUUUUCAGAAAAUCAGAUUCCAGUGAGGAGAAUCCGCACCGGACUCUCCUCAAAAUUGCCUGAUAUUUGUGGCCAAGGAUCAUGGACGACGAACAACAGGACUUUUGUGUGGUUGGCUCACUCAACUUAACUACCCUUGGUGAUGAUUGGAACCGAGCAGCACGCAAUUUGAGCCGGCGAUGAAGGAAUACUGUUCGCCUUAUUUUGAUCCUGAAUAUGAGACCCUAAGCAUCCGAAUAAAUCCUCCAAGGGUGUCGGUGGACAAUAUUAGCUGCAAGGAUUGCACCGUAGUGAAGGUUGAUAGUGUCAACAAACCAGGAAUACUUCUGGAGGUUGUGCAAAUAUUGUCUGAUUUUGAUCUCAUUAUCACUAAAGCUUACGUAUCCUCCGAUGGCCGGUGGUUCAUGGAUGUUUUUCACGUCACCGAUCAACAUGGAAACAAAGUUACAGAUUGUAACACUAUUGGUUGCAUUGAAAAGGCUCUUGGACCAAAGGGCUACACUUCAGGCGUGUUAAGGACAUGGCCAGGGGAAAAUGCAGGAAUGAAUUACACAGCUAUUGAGCUUAUAGGCAGGGACCGGCCGGGUCUUCUGUCUGAAAUUUCGGCUGUCCUUGCUGAUCUCCAUUUCAAUGUAGCUGCUGCUGAGGUAUGGACUCAUAACCAGCGCACAGCAUGCAUUCUUUAUGUGAAUAUUGACAAAGCCACGGAUGAUGAUGAUCGUUCAAGGUUGACCGUCAUCGAGGAACGCCUCAGAAACAUUCUUCUCCUAGCAGGUGAGGAUGACGAUAAAAAAAACAUAGCUCAUACGACAAGCGUCUUUGUUGGUAGGACCCACUUGGACCGCCGGCUGCAUCAGAUGUUCUUUGCUGAUCACAGGGACUGUGAUGAGGAUGACUUGGUUGUCAAUCCACAUUCUUCUUUGUUCAAACCAAAAGUCGCAAUUGAUCACUGUGCAGAGAAGGAUUACUGGGUGGUAACUGUCAGGUGCAAAGACAGGCCUAAGCUCAUGUUUGACAUAGUGUGCACCCUGACAGACAUGCACUUUGUUGUUUUCCAUGCUGCUGUCUCUUCUGACGCUCCUUAUGCUUCACAGGAAUACUAUAUACGCCAUAUGGAUGGAUGCACUUUGCAGACCGAAAAGGAAAAGGAAAGAGUUGUCAAGUGUCUCGAAGCGGCUAUUCAACGUAGAGUAAGUGAGGGCUUGAGACUGGAACUAAGCGCAAAUGACCGAGUAGGGCUGCUGUCGGACGUGACAAGAAUUCUGAGAGAAAAUGGGCUCGUAGUUACAAGAGCCCGCGUCUCAACCGUUGGGGAACAGGGCAUAAAUGUCUUUUACAUCAGAGAUUCAGAUUCUUCUGGGAAUCUGGCGACUGUUGUGGAGCGCCUGCGUCAAGAAUUUGGGCAAAGGAUGAUGAUGCUGGAGGUGAAGAAAGUGUCGCCCCUGUGUGCGAAGGCGCCUGAGAUUGCGCCACGUGGCGGCUGGGCCAGGUCUCGCUUCCUCCUCCUCGGGGGCUUUCUUGCUAAAUUCCUCUCAAUCAAAGUAUGCGAGUAAAAUGGAGCAUCAUAUAUAUUGACUGAAAUUUUUUUACGGUUAAAAUCACGAUUUCGACCGUCUGUGAAUUUGCACACAUAGACGAUAAUUAUUUGUAAAUAUACAGAGUUUACAAAUAUUAUUUACAGAUAAUGGUUAUCAGUAAUGUCGAUUGUAAUGAAGUUCUAGCAUUUAU
Molecule: messenger RNA, 1823 nt
Organism: Cuscuta campestris
Lineage: Eukaryota; Viridiplantae; Streptophyta; Magnoliopsida; Solanales; Convolvulaceae
Source: the annotation of a GenBank genome assembly